Molecule: messenger RNA, 438 nt
Organism: Styela clava
Lineage: Eukaryota; Metazoa; Chordata; Ascidiacea; Stolidobranchia; Styelidae
Source: RefSeq, a predicted model, not a curated record
AUAAUUAUUCUCCAAUUUAUAUUUAAACACUAACCUAGUGAUUCAUCUAUUUUUGGAAAAAACUAUCUAAACGACUUAAAGUUCAAAGUCAUGAUGCAGAAAUUUUUUGUAUCUCUCUUGCUGUCCGCUGCUGUAAUGUCUAUGUUACUUGAUCAUGCAUACGGAAAAGAAUGUGAAUUGGACAGCGAUUGUGGACAUAAGCAAUUUUGCGACUUCUAUUUGGAUGAAUGCCGUAAUAAAGAAUGUGAAAAAGACGACGAUUGUGAACCUAAGGGAUUUUGUAUCAAAGAUGGAUGGCAAUGCAUUGAUAUAGAAUGCGAAAUAGACGACGAUUGUGAAUCUGGGAAAUACUGUGAACGGUCAUUUGGGAAAUGCUAUCAUAAAGAAAUCAUUGAUCCAAUUAUUCAAAUGCUCUCAGCGGUUGUGAUAUUUCCGUGA